Molecule: messenger RNA, 2682 nt
Organism: Eruca vesicaria subsp. sativa (arugula)
Lineage: Eukaryota; Viridiplantae; Streptophyta; Magnoliopsida; Brassicales; Brassicaceae
Source: the annotation of a GenBank genome assembly
AUUUGGAGUUUUCUUUAACCAAAAAGAACCAUAUUCUAUGACAUGGCUUUGUCUUUAAUUCUUCUGGUUUCUUGAUUUAUCCUGUAUCCUGUUUGCUCAGUAGAGAUCUUUGUCUCAUCCUGUGUCCACAAUAAUUAUAAAAAUGAAGACUUAUUAAGAAAAAAAGUCUGAGUCUCGCUUAAAGCCUAGUGUUGAGUGUGGGAGAGACUAAAGUCACUAAACAGAACAUAAAAAAAUAUCUACAUGAUGGCUUCAUUGGCUUCUGUUGAGGACAAGAUGAAAACAAAUGGUUUGGUUAAUGGAGGAACAACAACAACAUGUCAAUCUACUCUGCUUGAAGAGAUGAAGUUGUUGAAGGAUCAGUCAGGAACGAGAAAGCCGGUAAUAAACUCGGAGCUAUGGCACGCUUGUGCAGGCCCUCUGGUUUGUCUCCCUCAAGUUGGCAGCUUAGUUUAUUACUUCUCACAAGGUCAUAGUGAACAGGUUUCUGUUUCAACGAGAAGGUCAGCAACAACCCAAGUUCCUAACUACCCAAAUCUACCAUCUCAGUUGAUGUGCCAAGUUCACAAUGUUACCCUUCAUGCAGACAAAGACAGUGAUGAAAUUUAUGCUCAGAUGAGUCUACAGCCUGUUCACUCUGAGAGAGAUGUGUUCCCUGUACCAGACUUUGGACUACUAAACAGAAGCAAGCACCCAGCUGAGUUUUUCUGUAAAACGCUUACUGCUAGUGAUACAAGUACACAUGGAGGUUUCUCUGUCCCACGUAGAGCUGCAGAGAAGCUAUUCCCACCGUUGGACUACACAGCACAGCCACCAACACAGGAGCUUGUAGUUCGAGAUCUUCAUGAGAAUACUUGGACAUUUCGCCAUAUCUAUAGAGCUGACAGUAUGCACAUCGGUAUUCUAGCUGCUGCUGCUCACGCAACUGCAAACCGCACUCCUUUCUUGAUUUUCUAUAAUCCAAGAGCGUGUCCAGCAGAGUUUGUGAUCCCUCUAGCUAAGUACCGCAAAGCUAUAUGUGGGACUCAGCUCUCAGUUGGUAUGAGGUUUGGAAUGAUGUUUGAAACUGAGGAUUCAGGGAAACGUAGAUACAUGGGAACCAUUGUUGGUAUCAGCGAUUUGGAUCCAUUGAGAUGGUCUGGUUCUAAGUGGCGUAACCUUCAAGUUGAAUGGGAUGAGCCUGGAUGUAAUGAUAAACCUACUAGGGUCAGUCCAUGGGAUAUUGAAACACCUGAGAGUCUCUUCAUUUUUCCUUCUAUGGCCUCAGGACUCAAACGUCAGCUCCAUCCAUCUUACUUUGCUGGUGAAACUGAGUGGGGUAGCUUGAUCAAACGUCCUCUAAUCCGUGUUUCUGAUUCCACAAAUGGGAUUCUGCCUUAUGCAUCAUUCCCAAACAUGGCUUCAGAGCAGCUUCUGAGAAUGAUGAUGAGACCUCACAACAACAACAACCAGAAUGCAACUUCUUUUAUGUCUGAGAUGCAGCAGAAUGUUUUAAUGGGGCAUGGAGGUUUUCUCGAAGAUAUGAAUAUGCAGCCACCAAUGGUAUCUGAGACGGUGCAACCAGAAAGCAAGCUAACUUUGAAACCAUCUGCUUCCAAUACAAGUGGCCAAGAACAGAAUCUGUCACAUGUUCCUGCAAAACCUGAGAGCAGCUCCGAGAGAGUCAACCAUGGAAAUGAGCAGAAGUCAGUGGAACAGGCUAGCCAGGGGAGAACAGUCACAGAGUGUAAUGAGGAUGCUUUGUCUCCUUUACAAGCUAAUCAUUGUCCUGACACAAGUCAACAGAUAUACCCACCACAGUCUGAUCCAAUAAACGGAGUCUCAUUCCUGGAAACAGAAGAGCUGACAUCACAAGUCUCGUCCUUCCAGUCUCUAGCCGGAUCAUACAAGCAACCAUCACUUCAGGAUACUUCAGCUGUUGUGUUGCCUGAUUCAACAAACUCAUCGCUGUUUCACGAUAUGUGGGACAAUCAGCUGAACGGUCUCAAAUUUGACCAGUUCAGUCCCUUGAUGCAGCAGGACCUUUAUGGUUGUGAGGAUAUGUGUGUGAGUAACAGCACAACCAGCAACAUUCUAGAUCCACCUCCACUCUCAAACACAGUUCUUGAUGACUUCUGUGCCAUCAAAGAGACCGAUUUUCACAACCACCCUUCUGAUUGUUUGGUCGGAAACAGCAACAGUAGCUUUGCACAAGAUGUUCAGUCGCAGAUCACAUCAGACUCAAAGGCCUUUUCUCGCCAAGAUAACUCUGGAGGAACCGGUACAUCUUCAAGCAAUGUUGACUUUGAUGAUAGUAGUCUGCUGCAGAAUAGUAAAGGCUUUUGUCAGAAACUUGCAACCCCUCGUGUGCGAACCUACACUAAGGUUCAAAAAACCGGGUCAGUUGGUAGGUCAAUUGAUGUCACAAGCUUCAGAGACUACAAGGAGUUGAAAUCUGCAAUAGAGUGUAUGUUUGGACUUGAAGGAUUACUCACUCGUCCUCAAAGCUCAGGGUGGAAGCUUGUUUAUGUUGAUUAUGAGAGUGAUGUUCUGCUUGUAGGAGAUGAUCCAUGGGAAGAGUUUGUGGGAUGUGUAAGGUGCAUAAGGAUAUUGUCGCCAACAGAGGUUGAGCAGAUGAGUGAAGAAGGAAUGAAGCUGUUGAACAACGCAUGCAUAAAUGAUCUCAAGACUUCUGUUUCAUAA